Molecule: messenger RNA, 1389 nt
Organism: Aspergillus mulundensis
Lineage: Eukaryota; Fungi; Ascomycota; Eurotiomycetes; Eurotiales; Aspergillaceae
Product: DUF1776 domain-containing protein
Exons: 4
Coding region: 1-1389 (462 amino acids)
Source: RefSeq, a predicted model, not a curated record
AUGACUAGUGAUGAUCAGUUCUUCUUUGACUAUCUUGCGCAAAUUCCAAAUGACGUAAGGAGAUACAGCGAGCAGGUCGCCGACUCGAUUAAUCGACAUGUCGACCAUGCUGCAGACGCGGUCCGGAACACACUUUCUCAUCAAUCGUGGCUGCCGUCGAGUGUCAGGCCAUCACCAGCAUUCCGUCCUUUCUCUCCUCGGCCACAGUCGCUAUAUGAUCGCGUGCACGACUGGGCUAUCCGAAACCGAGCAUGGAGCGCCGCUAUACUAGCUUUCGUGGGGACGACCGGCGUCCUCUACUUUGGGAGUAAGAAGCUGAGGGCCAAGCGACGGAAGGCGAAGAGGUCUGCAAACGGUGCUCGGAAGGAGAUAAUAGUUGUUGCUGGGUCGCCCCAUGAGCCGAUGACUAGGUCGAUAGCGGCGGACUUGGAUCGCCGUGGGUAUAUCGUUUAUAUCACCGUAUCCUCCGCAGAAGAAGAACAACUCGUCCGCGCAGAGAAUCGACCAGACAUACGGCCACUGUGGCUGGACCUGGCGACACUUCCUUCGUCACCGUCGGAAAUACACUCUUCUUUGAACGAAAUCCACACGCUCAUCACACAACCGCAUGCUCCAAUGCCUGGCGUCCCGCCCCAUGUCUGUCAGCUGAGCGGGCUUAUACUAGUCCCCUCGCCAAAGUUUGCAGCAGGGCCCGUUGCUACAAUUCCGCCGUCAUCAUGGGUUGACACUAUUAACACGCGCCUCCUCUCACCUAUCCUAACUACCCAGCUCUUUUUACCUCUUCUUACGCUUCGCAACACUAAUAGCACCAUAAUUCUUGUCUACCCAUCGAUAUCGUCGUCUCUCUCAGCGCCGUUUGCUGGACCUGAAGUGACUACAGCGCGCGCAUUAGUAGGCUUUGCGACAUCACUCAGAAGGGAAUUGAGCCUUUUGCACCAUAACAAUGUCGAUUUGGUGGAAUUGAAACUUGGAAAUAUCGACCUCGGACCACAAUACCGGGCACCAAAUAGUCAUAUUGCAGGAACCGAAGUCCUCACCUGGAGCGUUCAACAGCGGGCGCUGUAUGGACCCCAGUACCUCAACAGCAUUGAGCAACGACCGGUAGCCUCUGCUGGGCCCGGCUUUGUACGAGGAUCGCCGGCCAGGGCCCUCCACAACGCAUUGCUCGAUGCAUUGGAACCUACAUCUAAAAACAUUUUUGGAAAACGAGCAGCAAGGAAACCUGUCAGGUACGCUGGAAGAGGCGCACGGACAUACCACUUAAUUGGCCAGUGGACGCCCCCGGGCUUGGUUGGAUGGAUGUUAGGUCUGCGAACAGGCUAUGCCACCCCUGUCGAGAGCGCCAGCGGGAGUGGCAGCGAGACUGGAUGGGAAAAAAUUGACCGGUAG